Molecule: messenger RNA, 2278 nt
Organism: Scylla paramamosain (green mud crab)
Lineage: Eukaryota; Metazoa; Arthropoda; Malacostraca; Decapoda; Portunidae
Product: enoyl-CoA delta isomerase 2-like
Exons: 9
Coding region: 136-1308 (390 amino acids)
Molecular function (GO): fatty-acyl-CoA binding
Source: RefSeq, a predicted model, not a curated record
GCGCCGUAUGUCUGGCAGUAAAAAUAGGGCUGCGCGCGCAAUUGGUCACUUAAGAUAGCGGCCUGCCGUCUUAUUUAACCCAUAGUCAACGUACUGUUUUGUAACCCAAUCACCUGAACACUCCAGCAAUACAGCAUGGUGAACAUCCAGUGCCUCACCAGAGUGUUUUCAGCGUAUAGGCAGGGGAUUGUAUUAGCCUACCAGCGUCCACUAUGCAGGGGGACCUUACAAAUGCGAAUGAUGAGCAGUCUUCCUCAGCAGUUUGAUGAUGCCAAGAGUCGUUUAGGAUCACUAAAAGAAGAUCCAGGAAAUGAGACAAAGUUAAAGAUCUAUGCCUUGUUCAAGCAGGCAACAACAGGAAGUGUGACAACUAAGCGUCCAGGGAUGAUGGACUUUGUAGGCAGGGCUAAGUGGGAUGCCUGGAAUGCUCUGGGCAGUAUGACCCAGGAGGAGGCACAAAAGGCUUACAUACAGUUGGUGGAUUCACUAGUAGGUGCAGAGGAAAGCAAGGCAGCUAGUCAAGCUGAAUCAGGUCAAAAGUACAGCAACCUACUUGUGACGUGCCAAGAUGGCCUCAGGGUGAUCACACUCAACCGUCCCUCCAAGAUGAAUGCCAUCACCAGGGAGAUGUAUGAGGAGUGGAUAUUAGCUCUUAAAGAGGCAGCAGAUGAUCCUAACACAGUAAUCACAGCCAUCACUGGGGCUGGAAAUUACUAUUGCUCAGGAAAUGAUCUUUCUAAUUUUACUAAUAUCAACCCUGAGAAUAUGCAUGAGAUAUCAAAAGAAAGUGGAGCCCUCCUUAACAGAUUUGUGUCUGCUUUCAUUGACUUCCCUAAACCUCUGAUUGGUGUUAUCAAUGGUCCUGCUAUAGGAGUGAGUGUGACAGUGAUGGGAUUGUUUGAUGCAGUGUAUGCUACUGAUAAGUCUACUUUCAACACACCCUUUAGUGCCUUGGGACAGUCUCCAGAAGGCUGUUCAUCAUACACAUUUCCAAGGAUGAUGGGUCCAAGUAGAGCCAGUGAAAUGCUACUAUUCAACAAAAAGUUCACUGCUCAUGAAGCCAAAGAAGUGGGACUUGUCACUGAAGUGUUUCCGGAUGCAAGUUUCCAGCAAGAAGUGUGGCCUAAAUUACAAGCACUUGCAAAGCUGCCAUUUAAAUCUCUUGUGUACUCCAAGGCUCUGACAAGAGACAUGGAAAAGGACAUUCUUCAUCAGGUGAAUGAUGCUGAAUGUGACCGCCUGGUGGAACGCUGGACAUCUGAAGACUGUAUCAAUGCUAUCAUGAACUUCUUCAGUCGCAAGAAGUAGCACAUUCAUUAGUCAUGCUUGUGAUUCUGAAAUAUAUAUAUAUAUAUAUAUAUAUAUAUAUAUAUAUAUAUAUAUAUAUAUAUAUAUAUAUAUAUAUAUAUAUGACAUAGGGGAAUAUUGAUGCAAAUAAUAAGUAAAGAUUGGUGUGCAAUUUAAUUCCUAGUGUUAAAAACUACAGCUAUGAUGUCUACCAACAAGUAAUAACUCUAGACUGAUGACUAAUUAGCCUCAGUUUCAUAUUCCUCAUAUCAUUUGAGAACAAACAACUUAGAACCAGCAAAAUUUCUCAAUUUUUUUCUAAUUCUAAUUUGUAAAUAGUGGAGGCCAAAUUAUAGGCUAACUGGAUAAAUGGUGGGUAAUGUAAUUGUCUUUGGUGGUGAAGAAAACCCCCUGAACAUCCUUCAGACUGGGAAUGAUCUUAAACAAUCUAGAAAUCACACACAACUGUAGCUUUCAAUAAUAGGAAUUAGGGAGUGGUUACACUGGAUGUGAAGUAGGUUGAAAAAUCAUGCACAGAAAAAGUGAAAAUAUUUUUGAUAGUUUUUUUUAUGAAAGGUGCUUUACUCUCCUUAACACAUGAAGAGCAUAACAUUUUAUCAAUAAGUUUAUAGUAUUAGGCAAACAAUAAGCAAUGCAAUUAUGUUAAGUAGGAAGAUUAGAAGGUGUUCUUGUAGUUUUUUUAUGAAAGGUGCUUUACACUCCUUAACACAUGAAGAGCAUAACAUUUUAUCAAUAAGUUUAUAGUAUUAGGCAAACAAUAAGCAAUGCAAUUAUGUUAAGUAGGAAGAUUAGAAGGUGUUCUUGUGUAAAUAAUCAUGUUGCAUAUUCCUUUGGCAAAGCCUUAUUGAACAAUAUCUUGUUUAAACAAAGUCACAUUCUCUCUCUCUCUCUCUCUCUCUCUCUCUCUCUCUCUCUCUCUCUCUCUCUCUCUCUCUCUCUCUCUCUCUCUCUCUCUCUCUCUCUCUCUCUC